CGGGUAGCUCAUACGUAGCUCAGCUUCAACUCGGGCCUAGCUUCCCCCUUCCUCACCAUGGGAGACACAGACACCGACGGGAGUAGGUAAGCUAAGGGAGAUACGCGAGCGAGGGGUAGCUCCUUUCGGGUUUCUUGCGUCUUUCAUAUUUGAGCUGUUCGGCUGCACUUCUACUUCUCUACCUCCCUUCCCACCUUACUUCCCACCUUACUGUUCAUCAAAGCAUCAUCACCUCGAAAGCUUCAAACGAAUCAAACGACGACUUGUCAUCACCAAUACCCUUCCCACAAGCAAACAACCAACAAACACAUAAAUCACAAUGUCUUUCCUCAUCGAAGCCACCGGACGUCGUCUGGCCACCAUCCCCCGCGUCAUCCCCAGAGCCGCCGUCGCUGCUCCCAGAACUUUCACCACCUCCUUUGCCGCACAAAAGUCCGCAACAGAGACUGUCAAGGAUGGUCUGAAGACUGUUGACCGUAAGGUCAGCGACAAGCUUGUUGAUGGCAUCAACGCUGGUGCCAACGUCGCCGAGAAGGUCAAGCAAAACGUCCCCAACACCCAGGGCGAGGCCGCCGGCAAGGCACAAGAGCUCAAGGGCGAGGCUGCCGGCAAGGCACAGGAGCUCAAGGGUGAGGCCAAGGGCAAGGCCAAUGAGCUUGCUGGCAAGGCGAAGGGUACCGCCGACCAGGUCAAGAAGAACCUGUAGAUGGGUCUUUCUCAACACCAAAAGUUCCAGGAUGAAAGAUGUAUGACGACGAUUUCUAAGCAUGCGUUACGAAAGUCGCUGGACUGGAAUUGUCCACGCGACUACCUGUACACUAUCACCACCUCAUAGCAUGGAAGGGGUUAGAGGGUGACUCCAUGGGGCGUUUCAGCAAGGGCAAAUCAAUAUUGCGAUUGAUCACAACACACUUCAAGCUACUCCAUUCAUCGCAGUGACUCCUGUUGAUGUCGGUUCGCAACCAUGGCACACAUAACAUAAUAGCCGUUGACCAUUCGAUGCUCAACAUCCUAGAGAUACACCCUUUGGGAGCAAGGCAAAGAGAUGCUUGUUUUCCAGGUCUUCAACCCCUACUACCAUGACAUCUCGAUAAAUCAGAUAACUUAUGAGUCUCCCCAUAUCCUCAAGUGUCUGCCUUUUCUAGCAAGAGCUCUGCGCGGGUUAAGGGG
Molecule: messenger RNA, 1170 nt
Organism: Colletotrichum phormii
Lineage: Eukaryota; Fungi; Ascomycota; Sordariomycetes; Glomerellales; Glomerellaceae
Exons: 2
Coding region: 320-706 (128 amino acids)
Source: RefSeq, a predicted model, not a curated record